Messenger RNA from Psilocybe cubensis, 2040 nucleotides. RefSeq names its product Cytochrome P450 monooxygenase. The record is from RefSeq and is a predicted model, not a curated record. Lineage: Eukaryota; Fungi; Basidiomycota; Agaricomycetes; Agaricales; Agrocybaceae. The transcript is spliced from 16 exons. Gene Ontology annotation, molecular function: monooxygenase activity; heme binding; iron ion binding. The coding region runs from base 1 to 2040 and encodes 679 amino acids.
AUGAACAAGGCGUUCUACGACCACAUCACCCGCCUGACUCUCUCAUUCAUGACCUCUAUCGUCUUUGGUCAGCGCACUCCAAGACAUGAUUCUCCUGUGGCAGUCGCUUUCAGGAAGUACAUCGAACAGUUUUUCAGAGUGUUCUCCCCUGAAGCACCUCCCGUGGAUUUUAUUCCUGCUCUUAUGUACGUUCCAGAGAGGUGGGCGCCUUACAAAAAACUCUGGAGAGAAUCCAGAAUUAUGCAGCGGAAUCUGUAUUUUGGAUUGCUAAUUGAGGCUGAGAAGCGUAAAAAUGAAGGUUUGAAUGAGUGUUUUGUAACAAGCCUGUUGGAUCAACAGAUUGAGCUUGGAUUGGAUCGUGAAACUAUUGUUUACAUUGGCGGCGCACUAUUGGAUGGGGGAGCGGAGACGACUUCAUCAUUUCUUCAAAAUUUCGUUCUCUGCCUCGUCAAGUUUCCAGCAGUAUUACGGAAGGCGCAACUUGAGGUCGAUACUGUCGUUGGAGAAAGGAUUCCAGAUUACAAUGAUAUCAAAUCCUUGCCUUAUGUUCAAGCUAUCAUAAAAGAGACACAUCGCUUACUUCCCAUCGCACCUACAGCCAUGCCACAUGCAUCGCCCAACGAUUGUGAGUAUCGAGGAUUUGUAAUCCCGAAGUAUACCCCUGUUCUCUUCAAUGUGUUUGGUAUAUGUCGCGACCCAAAUCUAUAUGAACGCCCUGAUGAAUUUUGGCCUGAGCGAUAUAUCUUGUCACCCGAUGGGACUAAACCCGGACUUCCUGAGGAUAUGAGUCACGUUCGCACAUCAGUUCCCUUUGGAAGUGGCAAGGUAAGCUUGAACUUCAACACACGCAGUCGGAUUUUGAAUAUCCCCGGUUUUAUUGUCGGAGACAAGAAAACCAAAUCGUUCUUCCAGGGACGUCAAUUACAAUGGUUGGCAGAAAUGGCUAAAGACUAUGACGGGAUAUUUUCGCUUAAAGUCACAAACGGGACAAUCGUCGUCGUGUCGAAUAUGAAAACUUGCAAGGAACUCUUGGAUGACCGUAGUGCCGAGUUUUCCUCGCGUCCCGCGUUUGCGGGUAUGGACAUUGUGACCGGUGGCAGAUACUUCGCCACGGCUCCCGCACUGUCUCCGCAAGGAGUCCAGAUGUACCACCCUCUCGCUGACGAAGAAACAACACAAUUAUUAUACGAUAUCUUGCAUAAUCCAGAGUGUUUCUACGAUCACAUUACCCGCUCAACUCUCUCGUUCAUAACAUCCGUGGUUUUUGGACAAAGAACGCCAAAGUAUAAUUCUCCUGUUGCAGUAUCCUUUAUGAAAUAUAUGGAGGUAUUCAAGAAGGUAUUUUCCCCCGAGUCAGCUCCGGUUGACUUCAUUCCUGCCCUCUUGUACGUGCCCGAGCGUUGGGCACCAUGGAAAAAAAUGUGGAAGGAGACACGAGAAUUGCAGCAGUCUCUCUACUUUAACAUGUUUAAAGACGUAAUCCAGGGCCAAAGGAAUGGGAUGUAUGGCGACUGUUUUGUUGCAAAAGUUAUAGAACAACAGGAAGAACUUGGUUUGGAUCAAGAAACUAUGGCAUACAUCGGUGGCAUUCUGUUGGAUGGUGGAGCAGAAACAACUGCGUCAUUGAUACAGAAUCUUGUCCUCUGUGUCACUAAAUUUCCCGCUGCUUUACAGAAAGCUCAAAUGGAGAUUGAUAGCGUGGUUGGAGAAAGACUUCCAGAUUUCCGUGACAUCAAAGAUCUGCCAUAUGUUCAAGCUCUCAUCAGAGAGACCCAUCGUCUCCUUCCUACUGCCCCAACUGCAGUGCCGCAUGCGUCAGUUAAUGACUGUGAGAACUUUAUGACCGACCAGACGAAUUCUGGCCAGACAGAUACCUAUUGUCUCCUGAUGGAACGAGACCCGGACUACCUGAGAAACCUGGCCAUCAUGCGACUUCUCUGGGCAUUUGACUUUGCAGCUGCUGAUGGUUCUCUCUCGAUGACUCCACAAUUGAAUAUAGAAAAGGAACAUUGCGAUAUUCAAACCACCUUCAGGGAGUAA